GAGCGGUAAGUCACGCCCCGGAAAAGACCCCUUUACAGAAUGUGAUUGGUGUACAUUGGGAGUGACGUCAUAAACCCGCGCUUUGUUUGGAACGUCAGCUAGUUGGCGGGAUCCAGGCAUCGGGAAGAGACAGACCGAACUCAGUUACAGUUAAUUGCAAUGCUGUUUUCAGGCAACAGAAGAAAGAAGGCGAUUGGUGCCUCUCAGAAUGAUCUCUACGAUCACUGUCUUCAGUUUUAUGGACAACCUCCUCUGGAAAACAUCUCUCUUACUGAGUUUGAAACAUUUGCAGUGGAAAGGUUGAAAUUACUCAAGACUGUGGAAAAUCUUGGUGUGAGCUUUGUAAAAAAUACGGACCAGUACAACAAAAAGUUAGAUGCUGAAUUUUCAAGUCUGAACUUCCCAGUCAAAGCAGAACUGGAUGAACGCAAGAUUCAAGGAGGUCCAUCUGAAUAUGAAAAACGAAGAAAAGAUCACAUCUCCCAUUUUAUUCUACGCUUGGCAUAUUGUCAGACUGAGGAUCUCAGGAGAUGGUUUAUCCAACAGGAAAUGGAUCUUUUUCGUUACCGGUUUGGCUUACUGUCUUCAAAAAACAAGACUGACUUCUUGCAUAAAAAUAAUUUGAAGUAUGAGACGGUCAGUGCUGAGGAGAAGAACAUGCUUAAAGACAAGCUCAUCAAUUCCAGUUAUGGUUUAAGUGGAAUCACUGUUGAAGAAUAUGAUUUCUACAAAGUUCCCUUUCAGGAUGCCCUGGAUUUAGUGCGGUCAAGGAAAGUGUACCUGCUGGCUGGCAAUGCCUACAUUCCUCACCAGGAGAUUAUUGCGAUUGUCCUAAAUGACUUCCGCACAAGACUGUCUAAAGCACUUGCAAUGACAGCCCGAUCCCUGCCAGCGGUGCAGUCUGAUGAACGACUCCAGCCUCUCCUGAACCACCUCAGUCAUGCCUAUGUGGGCCAAGACUACAGCAUUCAGAAGAACAUCGGAAAAAUUUCUCUGGAACAGAUUGAUGGGCUCGCAGCCAAGUCUUUUCCUCUGUGCAUGAGGCACCUCCACAAGUCCCUGAGAGAGAACCAUCACCUCCGGCACGGUGGACGCAUGCAGUACGGCCUCUUCCUCAAGGGCAUUGGUCUUACUCUGGAACAGGCCCUACAGUUCUGGAGGUCAGAGUUCAUCAGAGGGAAAGUCGAUGCAGACAAGUUUGACAAAGCAUAUGCCUACAGCAUCCGCCACAUGUUCGGAAAGGAAGGCAAGCGCACUGACUACACCCCCUACAGUUGCAUGAAGGUGAUUUUGUCAAAUCCACCCAGCCAAGGCGACUACCACGGGUGUCCAUUCCGCCACAGCGACCCUGAGCUACUGAAACAGAAGUUACAGUCUUAUAAAGUCCCCCCGAGUGGCGUCAGUCAGAUUCUGGAGCUAGUCAAGGGGAUGCAUUAUCAGCUGGCCUGCCAAAAAUACUUCGAGCUGACACACAGUAUCGAGGAUGCUGGGUUUUCACUUAAUCACCCCAAUCAGUACUUCACCGAGAGUCAGAAGUUUCUCGGUGGAGGACGGGACAUCAAGAAAGAAGUUGAGACGUCUCAACGAGUGCAAGAAAAUGUGUCAAGUAAUGCACCCAACAUUUCCCGUCCGCCUCCAUCAAACUCUAAACAGACCAAUGAGGAGAUGGGGGAUUUGGACUCUUUCUUCCAGGAUGAAUAAAUUUGUACAACCAUAUAGAGGUCUUACUAGCAUUUACUGUUUGAUACAAACUAUAUGUUUGGUAUUGAAAUGUUUGUUGACCUGAUUUUUUGCUUUUCUCUAUUCAGAUUGGCAAUUUUUAUAAAGAAGUGAAUAAAAUAAUUGCUUAUGAAUAA
Messenger RNA from Misgurnus anguillicaudatus (oriental weatherfish), 1856 nucleotides. The record is from RefSeq and is a predicted model, not a curated record. Lineage: Eukaryota; Metazoa; Chordata; Actinopteri; Cypriniformes; Cobitidae.